Messenger RNA from Closterium sp. NIES-65, 810 nucleotides. NCBI's taxonomy places the organism in Eukaryota, Viridiplantae, Streptophyta, Zygnematophyceae, Desmidiales, Closteriaceae. The record is from the annotation of a GenBank genome assembly.
AUGGACGUGGACGUGUUCGUGGAUGUGGACGUGGACGUGGACGUGGUCGUGGACGUGGACGUAGACGUGUACGUGGACGUGGUCGUGGACGUGGACGUGGACGUGGACCUGGACGUGGACGUGGACGUGGACGUGGUUGUGGACGUGGACGUGGAUUUGGACGUGGACGUGGACUUGGACGUGGACGUGGACGUGGACGUGGUCCUGGACGUGGACGUGGACGUGGACGUGGACUUGGACGUGGAUGUGGACGUGGACGUUGACGUGGACGUGGAGGACGUGGACGUGGACGUGGACGUGGCAAGACGUGGACCUGGACGUGGUCGUGGACGUGGAUGUGGACGUGGACGUGAGGACGUGGACGUGGACGUGGACGUGGACGUGGUCGUGGACAUGGACUUGGACUUGGACGUGGACGUGGAUGUGGACGUGGACGUGGACCUGGACCUGGACGUGUACCUGGACUUGGACGUGGACUUGGACGUGGACGUGGACGUGUCGUGGACGUGGACGUGGACCUGGACGUGGACGUGGACUGACGUGGUCGUGGACGUGGACGUGGACGUGGACGUGGAGGACGUAGACGUGGACGUGGAUGUGGCAAGGACGUGGACCUGGACGUGGUCGUGGACGUGGACGUGGACGUGGAGGACGUGGACGUGGACUGACGUGGACCUGGACGUGGACCUGGACAUGUACGUGGACGUGGACCUGGACGUGGACGUAGACGUGGACGUGGACGUGGACGUGGACCUGGACGUGGACUUGGACGUGGACUUGGACGUGGACUGGACGUGGACAUGGACGUGA